CGUGCGCAAACAGGAAGUUCUCGGCGCGUAUUUUCCGCGGGCCUUUGACGAAAACAGAGAUGCAGCAGUGUACAGAAAUGGCGGGUAAGUAAUAGCUACGUAAAUAACGGUAUAUAAAUGAUUUAAAUGGACAAAACCCGUCUUAUGGUUUGUAUUACAACUUGUAUGAUAGCUGUGCUUACCUCUUUGAGUUUUCGAGGGCGUGGAAUGUUGCUGUCACAGGCAAUCCAGUUGGCAAACAAGCUAGCUAGCUAGCUAGCUAGGUAGCUAACUGUUAGCCAUAGCCAGAGGCUCUGGCCCUAGCUAGCCAGCUUGCUGAGUCCGUGUUGAUGGUGUGGCUAUGAACAAGCUAGCCAGAUCCUCAAUGUAGAACUGCAUCACAGAUGGAAGAAUGAGCCAGUAUCUUUGACUGCAUGUUAGCAAUAGCUUGUAACUAUGGUGUGCAAAUGAAACUAGCUAUCGACUAUGUGUUGUGCUAUGCUUCACCAUGGUGUGUUUAGUGUUGCUUCAGUAGUUCAGUGUUCAAUGCAUGUGGAUUAGCUAGCUAACUAUGCUGCGCCAGUGGCUGGCAAGCAAGCAAGCUAGCUAGCUAUCUAUCUUUGUAAACAAGAAUAGGCCUGCUAACUAUUGUCUUGCUUUACUGCUAGCUAGCAAACUAACCACCUGGUCUUCAAAUCAGAAUGGAGAAUGAUGCCACUGUAGUAGCUAGAAAUUAAGUUUGUUUUGACCCACAGGGAUGAACCCAAUGGAGAAGAAAUUGGCAGAAUAUAAGUGUGACACCAACGAAGCAAUCAGCUUAAAACUAGGUUUGUUUCAUUCAUCAACUUAUUUAGCUUUGUGUAAUCUCUUACUUUUGUUGAGAUAAAGUAGCUACUUACACUGAAAUGUGUAGUUUGGUAGAUGGCGCUUUGAGUGUUUCAUAUUCAUAAUGCAAUAUUUUAUAUGUUGACUGUCUAUUGACAACACCCUCUAACUCAAAGAAUUAACAACAACUAUUUCUCUCAGUCCGUUUCGCAGAGGAUGUGGAUGAUGAAAGCACAACAUUCCAUCCAGAGUACAGCCACCAGCUUUAUGGUGAUGAGUGAGUAUCAAACCUGAUUCUGCCAAUAAGGUCUUUGUGAAUCUCAUUACACAUUACAGUAUCUCCAUGUGAAGUCUACAUCUGUGUGCUGGUUGCAUGACCGUAAACAGUUGAUAACAGGAUUCUGUGAAUGCUAACUCAUUUAUUUAUUCACUUUAAAUGUAUUUUCCCCCUUCAGUGAGGUGGCUUUUGGAUACAAAGGCCUUCAGAUUCAGCUGUACUACAGUGCUGGGAACCUGAGCACCCUCUUCAAAGUGAAAUAUUCAGCCAGAGUCACAGAAAAGUUUGACUGUGUGGAGGUAAGAGUUGUUUGAAAUUAUGCCUUUUGUCACUUAUGCGAAGCACAGUAACACUGACUCUGUUACCUAAAAAAUAGAUGUCCUGCCAAACUAUAGCCAUUCAGAGAUGGGCCCCAUCUCCCCACGUUGUGACUGAGGUUUUCUCGACCACAUGACUUGACCAGGGAAAACUUGGUGAUGAUGGACUACAGUUUUUCCUGUCAGGUGACUAACCACCCUCAGUAUCCUUCUAGUGGCUUUUCUUCUGGAACUUGUCCAGUUUCCCAGCCUGCUUUAGUUGGAGGUGAGCCUUUUUUGUGGGUUGCUUUGUGCAUGUUUCUGUGGGCCUUCUGGAGUGAUCAGAACCUCUGAGUGGUGGUAUUAUGCAGCAGCUAUGUAAGAGACCUCAUGUUUUGUCAGACCACUCCCAGUCUAUCAUAGGCCACAUGGGCCAUUGGUACUCUAAUCCUAUCCCUCCCUCCCGAAAGGGAAGGAUCUGGGGGUGUUGGCUUAGCCAUUGAUUUGAGUGGCUCUGUGAUAAUCUGCAGGAAAUGGAAUAUGUCCUGCUGGGGUAUGUUUCCCAAACGUGUGUUUUAUCAGGAGGGAGAUCACUGAAGAACGGUCCCUAGAAUGAACAAACUACAGUUCUGAACUUCUGCCAAAGUUUUCCCGGUCAUCAGCUAUUCUGUAUGGUGCUUUCAAUUGAAAGCGAUCCAAAUGAAGUAAUGGCCAGUAACCCUUCACUGGCUUUACACAUAGCAUUGACGUAAUUGCUCCAGUAACAUUGUAUUAACAUGUUGUUACAUUGUAAUUUGUCAUUGUAUGGAGUUCAAUGAUUUUCAUUAUUCCACAAUAUCAAGAAGACAAUGUUGUUAACGUGUUACCAGAAUAUAAUUACAGCAGUUCUACAUUUCUGGGUGUAACGUUAGUACGAUAGACUGAAUGUUAAGUGUUCCACUAAAAUUGUCAGAAUGGGAAUAAAUUGCUUAAUUGAGUGUGAAGUGCGUUGACAGUAGUAACAUUUUUUUAUUUUUUUAGCAAAGGCAGCGGCAAUAUCCUAUUUUUAGAGACGGAGCAGUUAUCAGUGCAAAAUGUUUUUCUUAUGGAUAAUAGUUUUCUUAGUUCAGUAUUUCCAAAACUGUCUAUACUGUUCCAAAUAACAAACAGUACUCGGAUGUAAAAGCAAGGCAAAAUCAUUUCUGAUGAUGACGGCCAGGCCAGCGUUGACCCACGAGUGUCCACCUCGUUAAGGGUUUAGUGCAGCUGGUGUGAGGUAGAGAGUUAGGGAGCAGCAGAGUUCAGGCUGCAUCUGAAGUGUUUGUCUGUGAGUGUGUGCUCACUGUGGCUGGGUGUAGUGCAGCUGGUGAGAGUUGGAGAGGAUGAGGACAGGAGCUGUGGGACAGAGUUCAACAUGCAGCUGCUACUCAAAUGGAAGACUUGUCAGAGAUCACCUUAACCCUAAACCAGCCAAAUGCUAUAAUGAUGGACUCCACACAGUCGAACAUCAUUUUUGUUCUCAGUCAUUGUUUCAUACCGGGCAUCACUAGUGAAAAUCUGGGGGGGGGGGAAUCAGUUGGUGUCUAUAUUAGCCUAGAUGUAAAAUGUAUAGAUAACACCUACAAAUGUCUGGUUAGGAUUUUGAUUGAGGCUGAAACCAUAGCCACUGGCAAUCUUUUGAAUAAAAACAUUUCCAACUAAAGAUAAUGUUAGAUCUACAACUUUGCUCAAGCUCCUCUCUAAUUUAAGCAGAAAGUGAUAACAGAACUUUAUUUUAAAGUUAGACAGUUAGCAAAAUAGCACACUUGGGCUAAAUAGAUAGUGCCCUUCUGGGCCCUGAGAGUGAUCUAAUUUAAUGUAUUUGCUGUUUAGCGACACGUAUAAAGAUUGUGAAAGAUAAUGUGAUCUGAUUUUAGUGUUCUUUAUCAGCCUUUUUUACCUCCAAAACAUUUAGACUACUCUAAAUAAGAUGUGUACACAUGAUCAAUUAUAUCCCGAAGAUAAAAGGCAUUCAGAUUAAACAAAAUGUUCUAAAGAUGCAUUUUUACGUCAAAUCUAUACCGAACUAGGAUUGUGCAAUUUUAAUGUCUAGUAUAUAGGAGAGUGCCUUGGACAAUAUGACUUGUUUGUCCAUGGCCUUUUAUUUCAGCUCCUUAUUCUUCAAAUGCAGUUGAACAAUUACAAUGGUGAAGUGGCAUUCAGCUGCAGGUGCAUUACUUCCAGUUGGAUAUUAGCUGAUGUCUGAAAGGAGAGGAAUUAGCAGUGUGUUCUAUUAGCCUUUUGUAGUGCAUUUUGUUCAGGCCUUCUUCAUUUCCCUGUUUUCAAUGGCGAGCAACAAGGGUCUCUGUACAGAACUAAUUCCCAUCACGCAUGUAAAUGGUGUGAAAGGGCUGCUUAGCAAGUUAAUACAAAGUGUUCUCAUGUCAAUCCUUGUGGAAAUGGAUACAAUGCAAACAUCACAGCUGAACCAACCACACAUUCUAGUGAGUAAAAAGUCUGGGGGGGGGGGGGGGGGGGGCCUUUGUCCGCCUGGCUCUUUGAAACGUGGGGGCAAAUUCAUUUGAUUGAGUUCACUUGCCAGGAUUAGAGGAAAGGCCUCUAUUAUGGAUGCCCAGGGUUUGUUAAGUUGAGAUCAAUUCAUUACAUUUUAUUGCCCAGUGAGAAGCAGAAAUACGUUAUUGUGGGGACUUCAUAAAAUAUUCAUGGUUUAACAUAAGUAGUAAAUUUAUUCAAUUAAGUGCUCUAUCACCAAGGGGUUGGGGGUGGGUGAUUGUCUCCACUCAGCUGACAGUCUUAAUUGCCUAAUGGUUCUCCUUUUUGUGGCACAAAAAUAUGUAUUCUUUCACUAAUUCCUCGUGUUCUCUGUCAAUCAGGGCUGGAGCAUAGCCUAAUUACAGAACAAUAGGAUCUUUUUUUUUUUUUUGGUCUUAGUGAUUACAUAUGGAAAAUAGAAAAAUUUCCACAGUUUUCCAUAUUACUGUAUUGUCUAUAGUAUAGUUGGUAAAACAUUUUUUUAAAUAAAGACCGUGGCCAUUUUUUAUCGAUAUUAUGAAACCAUAUCAAAGAACAAACACAUUGUACUCAGGGGAAACGACUGUUAAAGACCUAGGCUACAUUUUUAAGAAAUAGGGUUAUUUCAAAUGUAUGUUGGAAGGUGAUACGUUUUUACUGGGGAGGGCAUUUGCAAUCUUAUCUUGCUUGUAAUCAAACGUAACAGAAAUGGAACAAUGCAUAUAAAUACAAGGCUACUUUUCCAUAUACAAGAUGCUGUCAGUUUGUUUCAUGUUCUAGUAAACCCUCUUCUUUCCUACCUACAGCCUGAUGAUGUUGAAGGGAAGAUCCGGGAGAUCAUCCCCGCUGGGUUCAGCUGCAACACGGACGACUUCAUCUCAUUGUUGGAGAAGGAGACCAACUUCAAACCCUUCGGCACCCUGCUUCACACAUACCAUGUCCACAAUGUGGAGGAGGGAGAAGACUUUACCUACCAGAUUUACAAGGUUCACAUGCUUGUCCUUGCUCCUACAGUAUACAAAAACAUUAGAUUGUAAUAUAGGCCUACAAAUAUUAGUGCUUUCCAUGCCUACUGUAUGAUUUGCAGAUUAUUUCAGUAUAAGAGAGAGUGCUCUGCUUAUUUAUCAUGACUUUGAUUGUCCUCAGACCUUCUCCAUGUGUUGUGUUCCCUAGGUGGACGUGUCGUGCCCGGGAUUCCGAGACUACCACGGGCGCCUGCAGACCUUCCUCAUGUGGUUCAUUGAGACAGCCAGCUUCAUCGACGUGGACGACGAUCGUUGGGACUUCUUUCUCGUGUGAGUGUCUGACCUCCUUAGCCAACGUCGCUCUCCCCGAACCCUUCAUUGUCUCAUUGAGAAACAAUGGGCUCCUUUGAGGCGCUCCCCACCAAUUAUCCGGCCAGUUUGAUUAUAUUUUCCCUGGCUAUUCGAGAAUUGUUGAUCUGGCAAGAGUCGCCUUUGUGUUCAAACCCCUUUGUAAAAAAAAAAAAAAAUGUUUAGGGCAAGAGCUGAAUUGAACGCUGUUGUCUUUUGAAACACUGAAUGACAUCUCAAACAGUUAAAAGAGCCUCUGCCAGUGUUUUCUUUAGCCUACCACUUAUUAAGAGUGACAAUGGGCAAAUGGACUGAAGUGAUGUGGAGAGCCUCAAUCCCCCCUCUAGCCCCUUCUCCUCCUCUAAGUUGCAGUCCUCCAAUUAAGUGCAUAAUAUAUUCCGGUUGUAGCAGGUGUACGGAUCGGGACGGCCUGGCUGCUCCAGCAUGCUGACACUGAAAAGGGGCACCCGGAGAAUGGAGAGGAGAAAAUGGACGCGGCCUGAGAGUGUGCCUGUAAUUGACCUGCUUCUCUUUGUGUUUUAUCUGCAGAUUUGAGAAGUACAAUAAGGAUGGGGAGACUCUCUUCGCAACUGUUGGCUACAUGACAGUUUAUAAUUACUAUGUGUAUCCAGACAAAACCCGACCACGUGUAAGGUAAUUGCGAGGGGAGCACGUGUCUUCCCAUUCUUUUGUACCAAAAAGCAGAGGAAAAUUAUACAUUUCUGUCUCCUUUGUACUACAAAAAUCCCAAAUUACUGGCUUAUGUAUCCAACCAAAUGAUCAGUGUCUUGGGGGGGGGGGGGGGGGGCUUUUGGCUAUAAAUAAGGAUUUUGUUUGAUGUAUUGAUGGACACGAUAACAAUUUGUUACGUUUCUUAUAAUGAAGUGAAAAAUUGCUCCCUCAAUUUUCGAUCAAUUAGUACAUUAUUCCAUUCUGUCAAGUGUUCUUUUUUUCAUUCAGUCUUAACAUUGAAACAUGAUCAAUCGUGUUUACAAGGUUUCCCUAUGUAUGUGAUGUGAAAGAGGGAUAGGUUUGAGAGGUCUGGCAAAGGGGUCAGUGAGGCUGUUCUUUCAUGUCUUUGGGUAUGUUGGCCUGGUGUCCUUCUGAACAGCCAAAUGCUGAUCCUUCCGCCGUUCCAAGGAGAGGGUCAUGGAGCCCAGCUGCUGGAGGCAGUACACAUGUUCUACUGCAAUCUGCACAAAGUACAGGACAUUACAGGUGUGUGUUAAACUAAUUUUGUGUUACUUACAUUAUCUUAUGAUAUUUGGGGAGGAGGCUAUGACUGUGCUAGAGUUUCACACAUACAAUUACAAGUAUUUACAUAAUUAAAUACAAAGCAGUUACACACCAAUAUACUGAACAAAAAUAUAAACAAUUUCAAAGAUUUUACUGAGUUACAGUUCAUGAGGAAAUUACUCAAUUGAAAUAAAUUCAUUAGGCCCUAACCUAUGGAUUUCACAUGACUGGGAAUGCCCCCCCCCCCCCCCCAAAAAGGGCCUCAGGAUCUCGUCACGGUAUUUCUGUGCAUUGAAAUUGCGAUCGUUAAAAUGCAAUUGUGUUCGUUGUCCGUAGCUUAUGCCUGCCCAUACCAUAACCCCACUACCACCAUGUGGCACUCUGUUCAUAACGUUGACAUCAGCAAACCGCUCGCCCACAUGACGCCUUACACGUGGUCUGCGGUUGUGAGGCUGGUUGAACGUACUGCCGUAUUCUCUAAAAUGACAUUUGGAAGUGGCUUAUGGUAGAGAAAUGAACAUUAAAUUAUCUGGCAACCGCUCUGGUGGACAUUCCUACAGUCAGCAUGCCAAUUGCAUGCUCCCUCAAAACUUGAGACAUCUGUGGCAUUGUGUUGUGACACAACUGCACAUUUUAGUGGCCUUUUAUUGUCCCCAGCACAAGGUGCACCUGUGUAAUGAUCAUGCUGUUUAAUCAGCAUGUUGAUAUGCCACAUCUGUCAGGUGGAUGGAUUAUUAUGUUGAGUUUUUAUAUUUUUGUUCAGUGUAAUUGCUUUGCAUGGGGAAAUGAAAUUAGUAACAGAAGCAUCUCAGCUCCCCUGUCCAGAGGAGCACCCUGAUUUUUCUUGUCUAUUUUCCCCACUACUUUAAAUCUGGUCUUUGAAUGGGGAUAUGGAGGGACAACUCCUGCUAGAAGGAGGUCUUAUUCCAUGUGGCUUUAAAUCCUCUCUUGCUCUGGACUGAAUUCUUUCAAAAUCCUCAGUGGAAGCUGGAUAUAUGUACAUUUGAACAGGUUUAGCAGAACUGGGCUUGUCACAUGCAGCCACAAUCGUUGUCUGACAAUGGCGUAAUUAUUUGACUGUCAGUGGGACUUGAAUAUAAGCCCUUAUUAAAAACUGUAGCCUUGGAUGUGUUGGGGGGUGGUAAUGUGAACAGUUUGAAAAACGUAUAUAUUGAGUAUAGCUAACAUAAAUUUGAUGUAAUUCUAUGUGAUAUACACUGAACAGAAAUAUAAAUGCAACAUGUAAAGUGUGGUGUGUGUACAGUGCAUUCGGUCAGACCCCACAUUUUGUUACAUUACAGCCUUUUUCUUUUCUUUAUACAUAUUUUUGUAAUGUUUACUUUUUAAUUUAUUUUAUUGUAUUUUACCCCCCUUUUUUCUCCCCAAUUUCGAUCUUGUCUCAUCGCUGCAACUCCCCAACGGGCUCGGGAGAGGUGAAGGUGGAGUCAUGACCCACCUAACCGCACUCCUUAUCACCCACCAGCUUAAAUCUGAAGCCAGCCGCACCAAUGUGUCGGAGGAAACACUGUUCAACUGGUGACCGUGGUCUGCCUGCAGACACCCGGCCCGCCACAAGGAGUCGCUAGAGCGCGAUGAGCCAAGUAAAGGCCCCCGGCCAAACCCUCUCCUAACCCGGACCAAUUGUGCGCCAUCCUAUGGGACUCCCGGCCACGGCCGGUUGUGGCACAGCCCGGGAAUUAACCCAGGUCUGCGAUGCAGUGCCUUAGACCGAUGCGCCACUCAGGAGGCCCAAUUACAGCCUUAUUCUAAAAUAUAUUACAUUGUUAUUUUCUCAUCAAUCUACACACAAUACCCCAUAAUGACGAAGCAAAAACAGGUUUUUAGAAUUUGAAAUUUUAUAAUAAAAUAACUGAAAUAUCACAUUUACAUAAGUAUUCAGACCCUUUACUCAGUACUUUGAAGCUCCUUUGGCAGCGAUUACUCCCUUGAGUCUUCACUCCUACGUUGUCUUGGCUGUGUGCCUAGGGUCGUUGUCCUGUUGGAAGGUGAACCUUUGCCCCAGGUCCUGAGCACUCUGGAGCAGGUUUUCAUCAAGGAUCUCUCUGUACUUUGCUCCGUUCAUCUUUCCCUCGAUCCUGACUAGUCUCCCAGUCCCUGCCGCUGAAAAACAUUCCCACAGCAUGAUGCUGCCACCCCCAUGCUUCACCAUAGCGAUGGUGCCAGGUUUCCUCCAGACGUGACUCUUGGCAUUCAGGCCAAGAGUUCAGUCUUGGUUUCAUCAGAUCAGAGAAUCUUGUUUCUCAUGGUCUGAGAGUCCUUUAGCUGCCUUUUGGCAAACUCCAAGUGGGCUGUCAUGUGCCUUCUACUGAGGAGUGGCUUCCGAAUGGCCACUCUACCAUAAAGGCCUGAUUUGGUGGAGUGCUGAAGAGGUGGUUGUCCUUCUGGAAGAUUCUCCCAUCUCCACAGAGGAACUCUGGAGCUCUGACAGAGUGACUAUCGGGUUCUUGGUCACCUCCUUGACCAAGGCCCUUCUCCCCCAAUUGCUCAGUUUGGCCGGGCGGCCAGCUCUAGGAAGAGUCUUGGUGGUUCCAAACUUCUUCCAUUUAAGAAUGAUGGAGGCCACUGUGUUCUUGGGGACCUUCAAUGCUGCAGAAAUGUUUUGGUACCCUUUCCCAGAUCUGUGCCUCGACACAAUCAUGUCUUGGAGCUCUACGGACAAUUCCUUCGACCUCAUGGCUUGGUUUUUGCUCUGACAUGCACUGUCAACUGUGGGACCUUAUAUAGACAGGUGUGUGUGCCUUUCCAAAUCAUGUCCAACCAGUUGAAUUUACCACAGGUGGACUCCAAUCAAGUUGUAGCAACAACUCAAGGAUGGUCAAUGGAAACAGGAUGCACCUGAGCUCAAUUUCAAGUCGCAUAGCAAUGGGUCUGAAUAUAUUUAUGUAAAAAAGGUAUUUCUGAUUUAUUUUUAAUAAAUUGGGCAACAUUUCUAAACCUGUUUUUCGCUUUCUCAUUAUGGGGUAUUGCGUGUAGAUUGAGGAAAAUGUGUAACUUAAUCCAUUUUAGAAUAAGGCUGUAAUGUAACAAAAUGUGGAAAAAGUAAAGGGGUCUGAAUACUUUCAGAAUGCACUGUAUAUAAGUGUGUAUGUUAAAUGGAAUCCCAAGCUUGUGUUUAAUUAUCGUCUUGUUUUCUGAUAUUCUUUUCAGCUGAAGACCCCUCAGAGAACUAUGUGAAGCUGAGAGACUACGUUCUGGUCAAGCUUUGCCAAACACUGCCAUCAUUCUCCACAGACAAGCUUCCCUUGGGCUUCAGUGACGACAUGGCCACAGAGGCCAGGGAGAAAUUUAAGAUUAACAAGGUCAACAGCAACUUCAUCUAUAGAGCCCAGAGGAGGAUACGUUUGAUUACUGCACUUUCUGAGGAUAUGAAGGCUUUUUUUGCUUUCACAAAACCAUUAAUGGACAAAUUCACUCAUUAACCCAUGGCUCUCUAGUCCUAGAGGGGAAAAUGUACUAUUUCAUCUAAAGCGGUGGACACUCACUUCAAAAGUGGCCCCUGCUUGAUUUCUCUUACUGCACUUAGUCCCAACUAUAUCAUUAGUUUCCUUUGUCCCCCUUGCAUGUAGAUGAUUAUCACAGCUUGGUACCCAUGGUGUGGAGAGACAAAAUGCUUGUUUCUUACUCUGCCUCGGCUCUUGCAUGAAGCUCCAGGCACUUUAGUAUUGUACCAGGAGGUCCUGAAUAGCUCAACCAAACCUAAAGCUAACUAAGGAAUGGCUCAAUCUUUUCUAGAUGAUUAUGUAGACCGACUGUACAGUUUCUUAAAGGCACUAAUGGCCCUGUCCUGUUUUUGCCCCUACAGAAACACGCAAGACGAGUGUACGAAAUCCUGCGUCUGAGGGUGACGGACAUGAGCGAUGAGACAAAAGCAAGAGAUUACCGUCUGGAAGUCAAAAAGAGGCUAUUUGCCCCUACCAAGGUAUGUUUAUAAGAGUGGACCGCAGCUUCUCCAGUGAAAUGCAUUCCCCCAUCCUCCUGCAGUGUCCGCCUUGUGCUCUAGUUUCUAUUCCAAUGGAAUUAGCAGGUUGUCUGUACAGUGUAAUGCUCAUGGCUGUGUAUUUCCCUAUGGACUUCAUCAGUGGUUAAUGGCUGUUAGUCGCACUAUUUAACCAGGAUCAAUCAAGUUCAUUUGAUAAUUGAUUAUACAGCGCUUCUCCAAGUGCUUAGUGUUUGGCAACUUAUGACUUUACAUACAUGGUUUGGAAAGGGCAGAGAACAAGGCCAAGAAGAUGACGUGCACUUUAUUUGCUUAGAGCUGCUUCGGCUGUGUUUAGACAGGCAGCCCACUUUUGAUAUGUUUUUACCUAAUUGGUCUUUUAACCAAUCAGAUCAGCUUUGUAAAAGAACUGAUGUGAAAAGUUCUGUGAUUGGUCAAAAGACUAAUUAGUGGGAAAAGAUCAGAAUUGGGCUGCCUGUCUAGGUGUAGCCGCCUUGUUACUUAUGUUGCAUGACUUUAUCCAGAAUCAGGAGAGCGAUUAUUCCCCAGUUGCAGGAAAAUGUCUGGAGCACGGCAGGCGUCCAUUGUAGUGUUAUCCCAGGAUUCAGUUUCAUUAUUCAGGAUUUGCAUGUCAUUGAAGAGGGUUGAGUAAUUUAGGUGGGAGUAGGUUGCUAACAGCACACAUUCAAGCAGUUAGUUAGAGAAGCUGCUUGCCAAAUGGCACACGUUUCAUAUCGGCACUGUUACUGUGCUUUUGAAAUCUGAUUAAACAAACUGUAACUCAUUUUGUAUUUACAGGAUAACAUUGAUUUACAUAUUAUGCAUGUUCCAUGACAUGUUGAGUGUCUUAUUGAAACCCAGCAAAGCAACCAUUUAGAGGAUUGCUGUCAGCAGUGUAACCACACAUCUUAGGAAAAAGGCCAAUAUCUGAGGAGGAAGAAAGUUUGUGGUGAAAAAGGAAGUAGAAAUUCCUUGGUAGACUGUCUGUGGAGUGGAGGAGAGAUCUGGUGACCAGAUGCAGCAGGCUGUUUCUUUUUCCUGGGGAGGUUUGGUUUGUAGCUAGCUGAAUGGCAGAGCCCAUCUCAUUGGAUGUGCGGAGGAUUACAUGUUUCUGCUCACUUCUGGCUUCUCUUACCCCCAUUCCCCAGAGAGAGAGAGAGAGAGUGUGUGUGUACACAACAAGCUUUUUUGCAAUGUCCCCAAAAUACAUGAGUGAGGAAUCUUGGUCCAUGUCCAGAAGCUUUCAGCACUCAUGCUGGCUCAAUUACAGAAUCCUUUGCCUCCUUUCCCUCCUCCCCUCUGACUAUUUGGGUUUAAUACACUGAGAUGUGGUCAGGUCUGAAAAAUGAGGACCCACAGGAGGAACAAUACCCAAUAUUAACUUGCUCUUGUCAGUUAAAUGUGCAUUAUGUAAGAUUCGCUGCUGCUAACUGCCAUCAAACUUCUAAAAUACAUCCCUCUUAACAGAUGCAUUUGCAUAAUACCAUACAGCAUUCAAAGUCUUGGGGGGGAAACUAGCUAAUGGAUUUCACACAAACGCAGUGCAUUAACUAGUGGAUGUGUUUAUUGCGUACUUAGAAGAACCAGCGGGAGAUGACCAAGAUGAUGAAGUGUCUGCGGCCAGAAGAGCUGGCAUCCCACAUCAGUCAGAUGGACACGGCGCUGCAACAGGAGGAGCUGGAGAAGAGCUACCAGGAAGUGCUGGCUGAGUACAGGAGAGUCAUCGAGAGGCUAGCACAGGCCUGAUCCAGGGGGCCUAAUGACGGCCCUGCCUACUCACUGUAACACAGCCCCCACCCUGGCCCCCUCUCCUACCCUUCCUCCUCCUUCCCACUGGUGGUCCUAGAUGUACAGUAGAGCUGGAGCUGCGCGGUGCAGCUGGCUGGCUGCCUGGGGAAGUCCCACUCUGUGUCCCAUGUGUGUAAUCACGCUGUGUGAGAUUUAGUGAUUGGCAAUCAUUCACAGGUGAUAGGAACACCAUCCGUACGGUCUGGCUGGGCAGAACAUGCCUUCUUUUCAUAUAGAGAAUAAGGGAUUUUUUUUUUUUUUUUUCA
This is a messenger RNA of Coregonus sp. 'balchen', 12428 nucleotides long. The record is from the annotation of a GenBank genome assembly. Lineage: Eukaryota; Metazoa; Chordata; Actinopteri; Salmoniformes; Salmonidae.